UUUGGCCUCUUUCCUUCAGACGCAUAUCGAAGCUAAAGCCCGUCUGGAAACAGUUUGCAAGGGGUCGUUAAAUAAGAUUAAGCCGGUAACAAAAUAUCGUUUUUAGCUACAUUAAGUUUACCUUUCAAGGCUCCAGUUUUGAUUACUGAGCAUACAAAUCUUCAAUUUAGACCAUGGUGACAAAAUAAAAAGUGUACACGGACGUUUUCGAGGAGAUUUUAAGCGUUCUCUGUCGGUUGUUGGUGUUCAGGAAUUAGCAAGCUAGUUAGCACUAGCCUAGAAAUACUAGCCAGCCUAGCUUGCUAACGUUAGCUUCCAAUAGUCUGAUUAUCAACUGAGAUGUUUGCAGCAUUUAUCGAAUGUCUACGGACGGCAGAUUGCUGAACCAGAGGGCCUCAAAUGGGAAAAACAAGCAUCGGACAGGAAUAUCUGGGAUAAGCUUGUCGACGUAACUCAGAUUCUGUUGAAGGGGACACGGAAACCGUGCACGGGCGGAUCAGGAAUCCGUAAGACAAAUGCCUGACCUCUGAAAUUGAGGGUCCAUUUCAGGCGAACUUGUACACGACAGGAACGGUGAUGAGAUCCAACCUACAUUGAGUUCUCUGCUGCAUGAAUAAGGAUUCGUUGGACUUCUCAACUGCAGCCCUUUUUUAAAGCAGGAUUUUAACGUCACCCAUCCGCGGACAGCCAUGGAAUCGUUUCAAUGCACCCCUUGUCCUGUGAGCGCCCAGGCUGUCGUGGAUCCCGUGCCCCUGCUGUUCAACUGACGGUCGAUGACGAUGCGAUGGAAGCGUGAAUGAGGUUUUGCGUGGCGAUAGCUGAACGAUGCCCAAGGGUGGGGGUUCAAAAACCCCCCAGCUGGAAGACUUCCCACUCAACACUGACAUGGUGGAGAAGCAGGGUGGGAAGAAGGAUAAAGUAUUGUCAAACAAGACUCCUAAAUUGGACCGCAGCGAUGGCGUCAAAGAGAUGAAAGAGAAGGCAUCCAAGAGGAAGCUUCCCUUCACUGUUGGAGCCAAUGGAGACCAGAAAGAUUCUGACUCAGAAAAGCAAGGUCCGGAACGGAAGCGCAUUAAAAAGGAACCCACCAACACCAGGAAGUCAGGCCUGCCGUUUGGGAUGGGCAUGCCAGGGAUCCGGGCCGGGUACCCCCUCUCUGAGCGGCAGCAGGUGGCUCUUCUCAUGCAGAUGACGGCUGAAGAGUCAGUCAACAGUCCAGACACAACACCAAAGCAUCAGUCGCAGUCAAGUCUGGGCCAGAAGGGAACGCCAAACUCUGCAUCUAAAACCAAAGACAAAGUAAAUAAGAGAAAUGAGAGGGGCGAGACGAGGCUGCACCGGUCAGCCAUCCGUGGAGAGGCACGCCGCAUCAAGGAGCUCAUCAGUGAGGGAGCGGACGUGAAUGUAAAAGACUUCGCAGGCUGGACUGCACUGCAUGAAGCGUGCAACCGAGGCUACUACGACGUGGCCAAGCAGCUGCUGGCAGCCGGUGCAGAGGUCAACACCAAGGGCCUGGAUGACGACACCCCUCUGCAUGACGCAUCAAACAACGGGCACUUCAAGGUGGUAAAGUUGCUUUUAAGGUAUGGAGGGGACCCUCGACAAAGCAACAGAAGGGGUGAAACCGCGUUGAAGGUUGCUAACUCCCCAACGAUGCUCAAUCUGUUGCUUGGAAAAGGCACGUAUACUUCCAGUGAGGAGAGCUCGUCAGAAUCUUCAGAGGAAGAAGAUGCCCCAUCGUUUGCCCCAUCCAGUUCAGUGGAUGGAAAUAACACAGACUCAGAGUUUGAGAAGGGCCUGAAGCUGAAAGGGAAGAAAGGGCUGGAACAGCCCCUAUCCACAACAACUACCCCCGUCAAGGACGAGUAUGAGUUUGACGAGGAUGAUGAGGAAGAGCGCGUCCCUCCGGUGGACGACAAGCACUUGCUCAAGAAAGAGUUCCGCAAGGAGUCUCCCAGUGUCACCAAGGCUGGCGGCUUAAUUUCAGUACCGAAGGGGGAGGUGGUCAAAACCUAUUCCAAAAGCAACUCGCUCACACCAAAGAAGGCUGUUAGACGGAUUCUCUCUGACAGCUCAGACGAGGAUGAUGGAACGUUGUGUUUCACACCUAUGCCCACACCACGACAACCAGCGCCACCUACUAAUACCAAGGCCCGGGACUUUGCUACACUGAGCUCUAAGCAACAGAAAGAGAAGACUAAAGUUAAGAAGAAGAGGAAGAAGGAGACAAAAAAUGUCAGUAAGGAGGUCAGAUUUGGUAAAGUCAAUGACAAAUUCUGCACUUCUGACUCUGAUUGUGGGGACAUAGGGAGUGAGGAUGAUGAAGGCUCUAUGAAGAACUCGAACUGUAUAAAGGACUCCACAAUGAGCCUAAAAGAAUCCUCAGAGUUCAGUACUCACUCUGCAUCCUCUUCUUCCUCUUCUCAUGGAAGCAUGAGCUCUCAGAAACUGACACCCUCGCUAACAGAGCAUAACCCAAAGCAGUGGAGGACAGACGGCUGGAAGACUGUGUCAUCACCUGUAUGGUCAGAUGUAAGCUCUCUCUCUGACUCGGUUAGAACAAGGCUUUCCAGUGAGUCGGACUACUCCUCUGCCGACUCGAGUGUUGAGUCAGUGAAACAGGUGAGAAAGAAAGCACAGGAAAACAGAAAGAAAAACAAUGUGCACACCAAUGCACUAGACAAAAAGAACUCUGACUUUCACAAGAACUCCAACACAGACAGUACUGUCUCCAAAACGGAUAAAGAUGGCAAAGUGUUGAAAAAGCAUAAAGUCAAACACAAGCACAAAAACAAAGCGAAAGAAAAGGCUCCCAGUUUAGUGCUCAAUCAAGACAUGAACGAGAAAUUUGUUAAAAGCUUCUCCUUUGAUUUUGAUGAUUCAAGGCAGAAGUCACUCCUUGUUGAGACUGAGUCCCCAGCUGAAAGCAAGGUCAAGCUCUCUAAACAUGAAAAAGAGCAUUUGAAAAAGGAGGACAGGUUGUCGAAGGGCAAAUCUGAGGACAGAGACUGGUCUUCUGGAAAAGAGGUGCAAAGAACUGCUAAGGAGGAGAAAUCCAAGAAAACAAAAGAGUCCACCAAGGAGAAACCUAGCAAGGAGGAGAGGGAAAAGCCCUUGAAAGCUGAAAAAGAAAAGAGCCUCAAGGAAAAAGAGAAGUCCAAGGAGGAGAAACAACAAAAGACUCAAAAGGAGGAGAAGAAGAAAAAGUCAAAGGACAAGUCAUCUAAACCAGACAGGAAGAGCAGUGAGCAAAAAGAAGAAAAACAUAUUAAGGUGGAUAAGGAGAAAAGGGAGGAGAAGGAAAAAUCUAAGAAAGAAAAGGUUCUGAAGGAAGAGCCUGAUUAUGAAGUCUAUGAUGUCAGUAACCGUUUCUUAAACCUAGAAGACACCAAGCUCAGUGCCUCAGACGACCACCAUGACCGAUGGGCGUCAGACCUUUCCUCUGACUGCGACCUAUAUGGAGAUGACAGCUGGGAUGCUCCUCCUGUGAAGGACUACAAAGAAUAUAAAGCAAGCAACACUGUAAAGCUGAUCGUUGAGACUGAAAAAAUAGAGAGCAGAGACCGGAGGAAGGAGAACAAAAUCAAAGACAAGAAAUUAGAUCAUAAUGACAAACGGUCAGAGAAAGAGCCUACCUCCAAGAAGAAAGAGAAAGACUCUUCAGAAAAAAUCUGUGACAAGAAAAAGGAUUUGACCGAAAAACAGAAACUCAACUCUAGCCACUCUGUGGAAAAGGAGAAGAAACGAAAGGAAUCUGCAGAUACUGUCAAAGAGAAGAAAGAGAAGGACUCCACGGACAGCAGUAGAGACCGAAAAGAUUCCUAUGAGUUCACUAAAGAAAGAAAGGACUUGAAAAUCAAACAGGAGUCCAUAAGAGACGAUUAUGGGAAUGAUGCCUCCGUCAAAGAAAUUGAAACUGUCAGCAAACCAUGUGAAAUUAGAGAGAGGAACCACUCUGGAAAAGAGAAGGAGAGAAAGGGAGAUGGGGUGGAAAAGAGAGAAAAGACAAAAGCUGACAAACACAAGGAAAAGCCUAAAGACCGAUCCAUAGAACAGGACAAGGAGAAGCCUGAGAAGACCUCAACUGAGAAGCUUUUGAAAGAAAAGGACACAGACAGAGGCUCUAAAGACAAGAAGGAGGGAGCUAAAGACAAACACAAAGACACACACAGCAAAGACAAGGACAGGAAGGUGUCUUCAGAACAAACUAAGGACAAGAAAGAAAAAGCUUCACAGGACAAGCAUGCUGACCGGGAUAAAGAUGUCCUUGAGGUGAAGAAGGAGGAAAGGAAACCUGAGAAAGUUAAACCUGAGAAAACAUGGUACAAGAUAGCAGACAUUUUCACAGAUGAAAGUGAGGAUGAAGAAGACAAUUACAAUGGGGGUGUGGCCAAGUUAAGUGAUUCCCUUGGGUUGUCUGAUUCUCACAGGAAAGACUCCACAUCUGACAGGGAUGAGCUUGAUCACUUCCAAACGGAAAAACCCAGAAAAUAUUCUGCUGAGGCCAAACACACAACAGAAAAACAGAAAGAAAAAGACCACAAGAAAAAAGACAAGACCACAUUUGAUAUGGGAAAAGAGAGGAAGGGUUCCUUGGAGAAACACAAGAAAGAUAAGGAUUCUGUUGAUGCAAAACACAAGGAACGCAAAGACAGAAUGUCUGUGGACUCAAACCAAGAGAAGAAAAACAAGCAGAAGCUGCUGGACAAGAGGGACGUCAAUGAGGAAAAGACCAAGAGUAAAUAUAAAGACAAGCAAGAUUAUGUUAACGACAGAAAGCCCUCAAAGGGGAGUGGGGAAAAUGAAAAGUCGCUCUUGGAGAAGCUGGAGGAAGAGGCCAUGAAUGACUACAAGGAUGACUCCAAUGACAAGAACAGUGAGUUAUCCUCAGACAGCUUCACUGAUCAGGGUCAUGAGCCAGUGCUCAGCAGCUACUAUGAUUCCUCCAACAUCAGCCUUCCAGACAUUACUGAUGAGAGACGAGACUCACUCUCCAUAUCUAAUCCUCAAGACAAGUUCAGAGAGAAAGAGAGGCACCGGCAUUCAUCUUCAUCGUCGUCCAAAAAGAGUCAUGACAAGGAGAAGGACAAAGUCAAGAAGGAAAAGGGGGAUAAACAAGACAAGAUUGAGGAAAUAAGAGAAUCCUAUGGACGCAGAGAAAGUCUGCCCUUCGAGAAAGAGCCUAUGCCAUUAGAAGCGGACCCUUAUACAUUUCCAUUUGGGUCUAAGGGUGAUAAAGAUGAAUUUGAUAAGACAUUGGAGUUUGAAAAGGAGAUGUCUAAAAAAGCUGACAAAGACAAAUUGAGUACUGUCAUCAGUGAUAAGAUCAAGGACAAAAAGAAAAAAGAGAAACAUAAGGAGAAAGUCAAAGAGGAGAAGCACAAGUACACAGAUGGCUUUGGAUCACUUAAACACUCAAAGGAGGAGAUUAAAUGUGGAAUGAAAGAGAGUCCUCAAAUUACCAAUUUGAAGGAAAGAUCAAAGGAAGACAGUCCCAAAUUUGAUGUGAAAAAAGAAAGAAUUCGAGACUCUUUGGACAAAGACAGUAGGGCGGACCAUGUUAAGUCCAAGGUUAAAGAAGAAAAUGAAAAAGUAAUUCAGUCUAAAGAAACAGCUCGCAAAGACAACCGUCCACGUUCAAAGCUUCUGGUUGAUGGGGAUCUCAGACUAACCAGCUUUGGGCAAAUGUUAGGUUUAAAAGACCAGGAGAUUGAAGAACGCCAUAAGAAGCAUAAGGAGAGGAUGAAGCAGAUGGAGAAACUAAGACACAGAUCAGGGGAUCCCAAACUUAGGGAUAAAACAAAGUCCACUGAGGAAAUAAAGAAAAAUCGCAAUGAACUAUCAUCCAAAAAAUCUAAUAGUUUAGAAUCUGCAUUGAAAGAGAAGAAGCUCAAAGAUAUUGGUCUCCCAGCCCAAAUGAUGUCUCCGGAAAGAAAGCCACAACCCAUUGACACUCAAAAUUCAAAGGACUGGCUUGCAGGCCAUCAGAUGAAAGAAAAUCUCCCUGCAUCACCUAGGCAAGAACAGAAUAGACCAACGGGUGUUCCCACCCCCACAUCUGUAAUCUCUUGUCCCAGCUAUGAGGAAAUCAUGCAGACGCCACGGACUCCAUCCUGCAGUGCAGAGGACUACCCUGAUAUAAUGUUUGAUGGGUUAGAUUGUCAGAACUCAUCAGCCAUGGCCAUGUCUAUGAAUGCCUGCUCACCAUCCUUCUUUGACAGGUACUCCAACUCAUCACACACCUUCCAAGAAGGGACUUGUAUAACUCCGGCUAAGAAUCUCCAGUUGCCCCUUGUCAGUCGAUCGGCUUCGUCUGAUGUUAGAAGACCCCUGGAAGAGGAGUUCAAAGCUGAAGCUGGCAAGUUUCUACAACACAUUUUGCCAGACGCCUCUGAGUUUGACUUGGCAGCCUCCCAGCCUCCAGAAGACAAGGCAGCAUCAGUGGAGAGACUUGAAUGCCUGUCUCCUCCUUACUUCUCACCUAUUAGAAUGCUGUCUCCCGGGCUGGAACUUGACGAACCUGCACUAGAUGGGGCCACCACAGCAAUGGCUGGCACAGAGACUUGUGAACACCUACCUGAGAGUGUCUACAACAACUUCCUGAUGAAGCCCUCAACGCCAGUCCACAGACCUGACCCCCAGGAGCCGUGUCUGGACAUUGCUGCUCCACCCACCCCUGCACCUGCUGCUCUUCCUCCCCUGGAUAUUGAUGACCUUUCUGAGCCUCAUCAAAGUGAGCACAGUCUUGUUCCCUCUGACCCAGUCAGUGGCAGUGAGUAUCUGCCCCCUGUUGUGGAGGAGGAAGAAGAGGACUAUGAAGAAGAGGGGGAGGAAGAAGAAGAAGAGGAGGAGGAGGAAGGGGAUCUUGAAGAACCAACAGAUUCUGAUCAUCAUGCUGCUGAGGAGACGAGGGACGUCUGCUCAUUCUCUCCUCCAAGAGUUGAAGAGCCUUUGAGGAAGAGCUGGGCUGAAUCUCCAGACAGAAGAGUUACAGAGGUGCAUCAGUUGACUCCCCCACAUCCACCACCCAACCAGGUGAACUCCAGUGAUCAUACCAUCAGCUGGAACUCUGAGAUGAUUUUGAAAUCUCCUCAAAGGACUUAUGGGGAAAUAGAGGCAGCGGUCUCCAAGAUAACCAGCCCCUUCUCGCAUUCAGACAGUGAUUUGCAGCACAUUACUGCCAUACCUGGCCAUCCAUCAGUGACCCCUCCAUAUGCUGCUUACAGGUCUUAUGUGCCUGACCCUGACUUUGACGAGCAAAAAGAGGCUGUGGAGGACAUUCCAAUUUCUCCAGCAAGACCUGAAAUGACACCCAUGGAAUUGGAACCAAACUACUUGACAACCACCUCAUCCUCCACAAGGUUAGAGUCUUUCUUCACAGACUGCAAGCCAAACUUGGAGGAUAAUCACCAGAUGGACUCAGAGCUUUCUUGUGCAGUACAAGUCGGCAGGCAAAACUCCCAUGGCUUUACUUCUGAGAGCCAUAUGCCUCUAGCAGUAAGCAACGAGCCAGUGGUGCCCUGGACAGACCCAUUCUCAGCUACAGUGGAUGAGCUGGAUGAUCUUGGCCCUUUCUCUCUACCUGACCUCCCUUCUCUCUCCCUCCCGACCUCCCUGCCAGACAAGGAGAUGCCAGAGCUUGACGUCAGAGAUGCAAAGCCAGCCGACUACAAGCCUCCAUCUGCUCAUAUAAGGCCUCCUGCUAUUGAAACAAUAGAGGGCGAAGAGCUUAUGGAGGUUGACCUGCCUAUCCUGGCCAAACCCCUGUGCCCUCCCGAGGUCCUAACACUCAAUGAUUCUUUGCAUGAUUUGGUUGUGCCCUCACCAAAACACAAUUUCCAACCAGAAUUUGAGUCUGAGCCUCAGAAUGUCCCUGAAAUUAACUUAGUGAAAACACAGGUCUUUGAAAACAGAGCCACAUAUGAAGAGACUGAUGAGGGCGAUGGAAACAUGUUCUCAGCUAUUGAUACAAACAAUACCCAGCAUCACAAGCAGAUGUCACUGACCGAGUCUUUAUCAGUUGUAAUUACUCCAUGUAUGGACUCCUUGACAACUGUUAAACCAGAACAAAGUGGGCAGGUAUCAGAUCCCUUUGUUGGGCCAACUUGCAGUCCUGUCCCCUCAGUUCCUCUGCCAGUUGCUGUCACGAUUUCUGGAACAGUCCAUGUUUCGGAGGCUCUUGAGACCACGUCUAAGCUCACGGUCACUCUGACAACGUUGUCAACUGACCUUCCCAAGAAGGUGGAGGAGAUCCCACAGAGGAUGACCAGAAACAGGGCCCAGAUGCUGGCAAAACAGGAGAAUACCACCACCACAAAAAAGCCGAGUAGUAGAGUAGUAGCAGAGAGUACAACCACCAGCAUUAUACCUUCUAGCGUGAUACCUCCAUCUGUCCCUACCCCUGUCGCCAUGAGCAUGGCUGUAACCACAACCACCCCUAUCCUCACCCCUACCUUUGUCCCCUUUGUUGUUCUGGAGAAAGAAAAGGAACUUGUCACCACCAUCUCCACCACACCAACCAUUACCCCGGCUCCCCCUCCGCCGCUUCCUGUAGUGGUCAGCAAAACUAAAGGGCGGCCUGUGGAGGAAGAGGAAUCCCAGACGCAGCAUCCACGCAAGAGGAAGUUCCCGAAACCGCAGGUUCAGCUGGUCAACACAGCCAUGCAGCAGACCAGGGAGAUGAUUCAACAGACACUGGCUGUCAUUGUCAAUGCCAUCAAACUGGAUGACAUAGAACCCUACCACAGUGACCGCUCUAACCCUUACUUCGAAUACCUGCAGAUAAGGAAAAAAAUAGAGGAGAAGAGGAAGAUCUUGUGCUACAUCACACCACAGGCCCCUCAGUGCUACGCUGAGUAUGUGACCUACACAGGCUCCUACCUGCUGGAUGGCAAGCCUCUCAGCAAGCUGCACAUCCCAGUGAUUGCUCCACCUCCAUCGUUAUCGGAGCCCCUGAAGGAGCUCUUUAGACAGCAGGAGACAGUGAGGGGGAAGCUGAGACUGCAGCACAGCAUAGAGAGGGAAAAGCUUAUUGUCUCAUGUGAGCAAGAAGUACUGCGGGUCCAUUGCAGAGCGGCAAGGACGAUAGCCAAUCAGGCCGUCCCAUUCAGUGCCUGCACAAUGUUACUGGACUCUGAGGUGUACAACAUGCCAACAGAGAGUCAGGUGCGUCUGUGGGUGGUUAAAAAGGGUGAUGAGAACAAGUCAGUGAGAGAUCGCUUCAACGCUCGCCAGUUCAUUUCCUGGAUCCAAGACGUGGAUGACAAAUAUGACCGCAUGAAGACGUGUCUGUUAAUGCGGCAGCAGCAUGAGGCAGCUGCCCUGAAUGCAGUGCAGAGGAUGGAGUGGCAACUGAAGGUGCAGGAGCUGGACCCUGCUGUACACAAGUCUCUGUGCGUCAACGAGGUCCCCUCCUUCUACGUGCCAAUGGUUGACGUCAACGAUGACUUUGUGCUGUUGCCCGCGUGACAGAAACAUGCACUCGUUCACAGAGUUAGAGGUCAAAUAUCAUCACUUUUCAAAGAGACAUCAAACAGAACGUAUGGUAAGGGCUAGCCGGUUUGAAGAGGAAUAAAACCUAUAUAUUAUAUAGAAAAAAUUCAAAGAUAAAAAAACUUGCUAAUGAUUCCCUUCCAUGAGAGGAAGAUGCAUCUUUUUACUGGGGAAAAUCACAACUUGCACUUUCAUCCCUCAAGUUUUUAUGCUUUUGUUCAGAAUAUAAAAAGCAAAACUGCUUUGCUUUGAAGCACCCAACACCACCUCCCUUUUAGGUGAUGUUUGGACAGAGAGUAGGGGAUAAGAUAUAGAAAUAUUUUUCUGAAUUUUUUGGUCCCCGUAAAAUCAAACAACAAAGGAACGCUGGAGAGGAGCCCUCCCACCAUUCUGGAUCAUCUCCUGGUGGAUGAGAAUGAGGCACCACAGUGGACACAGAGCUCCAGGUGAGCCUUGAGGAGGAGAACGCAGCACAUGGCCAGAAGGGCAAGCAUGCGUGAUGUGGUGGUGCAACAAGUAAUAUCUGCGGGACCUCCAGCCUCUUCCUGUUGAAAGGACAGGAGGGUCUGUGUGGACGCUGUCUCUCUGGUCGGAACCAUAUGGCCACACUCAGUAAGAGAGCUUCAGUCCCCUCUGUCCACAGCCCACCACCACACCCGGUAGAACCAGCAUCCUGCCCCGGAGCAGAGUACAGCCAAGGGUCCAUAGUGUGUCGGGGGUUAAUGUCGGAGGGGAAGAGGCGGCAUCUUCCGCCUAAUGGCCUGGACAGAGGAGUGAGGCAGAGAAUGGGGAUGAACCGGAGCAUCCCCACUAGAGUCUGGUCACCUGGUUCUGCAUGCAGGAAGAACCAGCCUCUGACACUCUGCCAAGAUAGGUAGAACACACAUACCUGUUCACCUGCAACUAUGACUGCAAAUGGAAAAACAGGAUAAAAGAAUAAUACAAGAAUGUUGCGAUUCAAGACUAAACAGAUGGUGGUUUAGAGGAGAAUAUUCUUCUUUUUGUCUUUCUUUACUUGGGCAUUUAAUUGUUUCUGAGGAAGUGACUUGAAACACUACAGAGCCAAUAUUAGUUUAAUGGGAAAAAAGAAAACUGAAAAAAAAUGGUAUUCCGUAAAUGAUGUACAGUUUUUAUAUUCGUUAACCAAUGUAUUCUUGCUGCCUUCUAGAUAAUUUAUUUUGCCACACAUUACUGCACAGUUGUAAAUAACGUAUGUACUGUAACAUCACUCAGUUAAGUGUAAAAAAAUAAAUGAAUAAAAAUUAUCUUUGUAUGUACAGUUCACUUUCGGGCAGCACUUUCCCCCUCAUACCCAUGGGCCAAAAUGUGCACACGUUGUCAGUAUUUUAAAGACUCCAGUGCACAGUAACGUUCCCAUCUAUAGGUUUUGUCCAGGGCUGGUCAAAAUAAGUUACCUGUGUUGGUAUCACCACAACAUACAUAGGUAGUACAAAACCCCACCGUAUUGAACAAUGCCCAAACUAAGGGCCACAACUAUAGUCCUCAGAUGUAGCAAAAUGGUUAUACAAUGAUUUAAAGAAUAGAUUAGUUAUAUUAGUCAUUGCUUUAUUACACAAUUAUAUCUGAAAAAAAUCUCAACCAAGAAAAUGCCUUUUUACAGUGAAUAUUUUUUUAUUUACUCGGUGUUGGGCAAGUCAAACAAGGGUACGUACAUCUGGAUUGGUCAAGAAAGAAAUGCCACUAACAAGCAAAACCAUCACAUUAUUUUGUCAUUCUGGGUGGGAUUUUCUUUUUGUUUUUGUUUUUUAAAAUGUCAUCUACCCAUUUAAUUGGACUUUAAUUGUAUGUUUGGGUCUUUAGGAAUAAUAUUCAUCCAGACGUUGGAGAACUUUCAGGCCACAAGACUUGGGAUCUGACAGCCAACUCAAUCAUUUGAAAUCCUUAACUUCCCUUUUUGAAUGUCACUGUCAUAGGCAUCAUUUACAGGUUAACCGUUUUUCAGGCCACAUCAGAUUGGCAUUGUUGUUCCUGAUCUCUACCGUAUACCACCUAAAACUACUUAACUAAAGAAAUGUUUAGAAUCUUAAUUUUUAGCAAAGCUGUUUAUCCACAAGAUACAGGCCACAUUCCAUAUUGGUUUUAAAAAUGAAUUAUUGCUUUAAUUAUGGGAUGUGUUAGCUUCCAAACUCCCUGGGUCCAUACUUGCGAACAUAAGAUGUAUUUUUGUAAGUAAGAAAAAUGUUCUCUCAAAAUGCACAUCUGCCAAUUCAAAUCUUUGACGUAGUUGCAUGUGAUAAAAUGCUCCAUGUUAGCUGUUCCCAUUACAUAACCUGACACAUUUAGCCCUAUGCUAACCUGACCCGAAGGCAGUGAUUAUGUCAGUUUACAAAUUCUGCAUCAGCCAAUUUCAAAUCUUGACUUGGAAUGCAAUUAGAACCCUUUUCCAUGAGAGCAUCCUUAACAGAUGUCAACCGGUACCAUCUGCUAAUCAAAGUUUUAAAAAACACACAUGAAGUUUCAACUGGACCAAUAGCUCAAUGUAGUGAGCCUGGCUCCUGGUCAUUUGCAACUGUCUGCCAUUUCUCAGAAUGGUGCUUGUUAAACCUCAAAGCCUUUGGAGGGGAGUUUAACAUAUGGAAUUGUUUUAAAAUGGUCAUACCGUGGAUUAUUUAGCUAUUUGAUUUAGAAUUUUAGGACCCCACUAGGUAUGAUAAAAUAUAGAAUUUGGGCUUCACUACUAUGCUAUAGAAACUAAUUGAAUAACUGAUUCAUAAAUGGAAAAACAGACAGUGUAAAAAAAUAAAAUGUAAAUCAUAAGGAUUAAGGUUUUGAAGUAUCUGUCCUAUAUCUGGGAGAUCAGGAAAAGUCUAUAUAUUUUUUGGGGUGACACAUAUUUAACCCCUUUUUUUGGCACAAAACUACCUCCAUAAUUCUACUUAAAUUUGAAUUACCGAUACUGGGUUACAUGUCCCGUGACAGUUGUGGGGGUUGUAGAGCAAAACUAAAACCCCAUCGUGUUCUUAAUAGUCUCAUCUUCCCAUAGUGUGGUCAUAUUAGUUUGUAGGCCAACCGUUUGGAAGCUACAGACAUUUUCGUGAGAAGACUGAUUUUCAAAAUGUCUCUUGGUCUGACAAACAGCUCUGCCACUUUCCACAGCAGAUACGGAAGGCCGACAUGGGUGGAUGUGGUGGAUUGAGAUAUAUCUCUUGCUUAAAUUGACAGAUUUUUAUUGGAAUUUUUUUUAGGUUAAUCAGAUUUGUUGCACAGGUACGUCAAUAGACUUAAGAAUUUGAAUAAAGUUUAGAUCAAAGCUGAAUCAAUGUCUCGCAAGAUCACUUAAUGAUUCAUUAGUAUUCUACAUAGGCCUAACAUACCAAAUAUAAUAGCAUAGUAUAACUUUACUGUUAGACCAAAAUCACCACUUAUUUUCAUUUUAUUUUAACAUUUUAUAUGCAUUAUAAAAAUCAUCCACAUCACAUAUUAGUUAUUUGAAUCGAGCUUUGAGGACCACUAGUAAAGUUUUUUUCCAUUGCUUUAUAUAUAUUUCCACACUGAGAUUGGAAUACAGAUAUGAUCAAAAUUAUAAUGCACUUUUAGUGUAAGAGCGGUUUGAAAUAUCAGCUGGUUUGGCUGGGUGUUUUUUUUAGACUGCCUGGUGAAUGUAAGUGUAAUAGACCAAUAACAGAGUUUGCCCUCCUCUCUGCCAAUCAUUUUGUUUUCAGGUGACGCAUCCCUCCCAUAAGGCCCCUCUGACCACUCCCAGACAGUCCUAUCAAAGUUCUUGCUGGAGAAGCUAUUUCUUUUUGACAAUCACAGUAGGGUACUUAAUUGAUACACAGAUAUUGAGAGAAAAAUGUUGCCAUUAGAUCUUCAACAAAAAAGCUUGACAUGAAGGGGCCUCUAAUUGCCUUAGCAGCAUAUGACUCCUCGCUGCGAUGGUAGUAGGGGUACAUGACGGCUAUUUGACAGGACCAUAAUGGUUUGACUUUUUUGGGCCAAUGUACGAUAAACUUAAAUGACCCUUUAUAUUUUUUUCCCCCUAAAACCACAUGGAUGUGUGUGAAACGGAUAAGCAUAAACUUGUGAUUUUGUCAUAUAUGCGAAAACAUGCCUUUUGAAUUUUGUCCAACGUUAGUAGCUAGUAGCAGCAUAGUCAAGGAUGUGUCAUGCAAUAUUGGGACGCUAUACUUUACAGACCAAGUUGAACAAAUGUAAACCUUGAAUUUGGAAGCUUAAAAUAUUCCUCUGGUGGCCAAGUUGAUCUAUAUUAAGUAAUGCCAUUGGUUGGUGGAUGUGAAGUCUGAGAUCUUUGAUAGGCUGAUGUGGAAUUUGUUACAGGAAAUAAUCACUGCCAACUGGUCAGGCUAGCAUAGGGCUAAAUGUGCCAGGUUAUGUAAUGUGCAACAGCUAACGUAGCCUUGUCAAAUACAACUAUGUCAGCGAUUUGAAUUGGCUGAUGCAUAUUUUGAGACAGAGAAAGUUUAAACUCAAAUUUUUUCUAAUGUUCGCAAGUAUGGACCCCCUCUAUUUAUCUAGUUUUGUACAGUAGUGGAGAUAAGUGUACAGUAUAAGGGGAAUACUCAAAGGGUGGAGCCAAAGUAAAGAUCAUACUCCUCUGCGAUUUUUAAAGAACUAGGUUUGACUUACAUGCCCAUGAAUGAGAUUUUUUUUAAAUUAGCCUUUUAAUCAAAUUCCUUUUUUGUUAGUCAAUAAUCCUUUUUAUGACUAAUCACUCUAAAAGCAAGUUUCAUCAUAGUUUAUUCAGAACGAUUUGGUGGAUGGUGAUAUUAACAGGCAGAUAGUUUGUUUCACUUUAGCUUCUCCAGUGUACCAAGUGUAGGUAUUUGUCAGGGGUAUCAGGAAGUUUUAAUGUUCCGUUUGAUUCAUAUUCAGUAGGCCAUCAUACUUUGCUCUAUUGUGUUGUUUACCAUGCUAAGAGUAAGGCCUAGACAAUUAUGAACCAAAAAAGCAGACUAAGUUAACUCGUACACAAAGGGGGGAAGAAUGGUGCAAAAGUGAUAGUUAAGAAAAAAAUGUUUUUUAUCCAAUUGGAAUAUUGACUUGUGAGAAUUGAUUGUUUCCUUAUUUUUGGUUGGUCCUGAUUUAAAAAAAAGAUUGAGUCUGUGAUCUGCACAUUCAUCCUAAUGGCAAUAUCAAGUGACAUUUUGUGACGUUAUGUACACACUUUCAACAUAGCUGUGUAUGAGGUGUCUAUUCAAGUGCAAUGGGUGUUGCUACUCCAGUGUACGGGCAGUUGACUAGUUGUAGUCCUGGACAUUUUGAAAGAGGAAAAUCUAGUCAUAAGGCAGUAAACGCAUAAAUAAAUGUCAUAGCACAGGUAGUCAGCGUCAUGUAGACUUCAGCAGUUUGAUUUAAGCCCUCAUUUUUUUUAUUUGAUUUAGUUUUUUAGUGCUUUUUCUGCGGGGGAGAGGGAGUUUUGUCAACAGAAUCCUCUUGUGUUUUAGAUCAGAGUGUGUUGUGUUGUCUUUUUGUCUUGGGUUUUUUCUUCUGUACGAAGCAUAAAACACCAGUGGCAUGUCAAUCACUUCUUAUGAGCAGAAUGUUUACCGUUACUACACCCCCACACCCUCAAUAUUGUUUACAAGACAUCAAGUGUGUUUCGGUUUCGUCUCUCUCACCUUAACGGUUUGAGCCCUGCCUUGAUUUCUUUAUUUCAUCAUUUAUUGAACCACAAAGGCUUGAAAUUGUGAUGGCUAAUUAGUGUCAAAUCUAACCUUAGAAUUCAAAGCUUGCAGCAAACAUACAGAGCAAUAGUUUUAACCAUUCAAAUUAUUUUUCAUUCAAAAAAAAUGUAUACAUUUGGUUGAUCAAGACAACAUCCCCUGUGAUUUUUGUCGAGACAACGGUGUCUCAUACACACAUCCAAAUAUUAUUUCCAAGCCACACCAGUGAAGAAUCAUUUAUAUUAGGAAAUGUACACCGGUCUCAUUCCCUUCUCCCCCCUACUGUGAACCACUUGGCCAUGCCCUAGAUUACCCUGUGACCUCAUCAGUCUGCAACAAGUUACCUCUACUGUGUCCAUCUGAGUGUUCAUUUAAUAUUUAACUGGACAUACUGUUAUUUUACAUAAUAGAAUCACAAUUUCAAGCCUUUUUCUAGUUUCCUUUAUUGAACAAGACAGUAGCUGAUUCAUUAGAAUGGGAAAUGACUAAUAAAGCAUGGAGAACUACUCUUUAAAUGGUGACAAAUAACCUAUUUAUUAUCUUUCUGACACCUGUGGUAUGUUUCAGUUAAAGGUCUCCGCUGUGUAAAUUUUCCUCCUGUAAUGCGUUGGAGACAUUGUACAUAGUUGUAAAUAAAUAUCCCAGGACGUUUUGCACCCUCCUCUUUGUACUAGUCUAAACUUGCGUAGAAUGUGGGGUUCUAACAGCAACGAGACGGUGCGCUCGCUGCAGGUGAUGUAACAACGUCACUUUUUUUAUUUGUACAAUGUAGUUGAAUUGUGUACAUAUUGUUGGAGCAGCUAUGGGGGAAGGGGUUUGUUGAUGCUAUCGUCAGUGCUGUAAAAGAUCCAGUACUUUCACCUCUAGCUGUGUUGAUUUCCUGCAAAAACAAAGGCGAGAAAAUUAAAAAAGACUAAACUGGUAAGAAAAAUUCUAAAUUGUUAUUUUCUACAGUUGCAUGUACAGAGAGCGCGAGAACUGCUGUUGUUCCUCAGAGAUUAUGUUCGUAAAUAAAAUUCUGAAAUAUU
This is a messenger RNA of Oncorhynchus mykiss (rainbow trout), 16165 nucleotides long. It is a transcript of the gene ankrd11, whose product is annotated as ankyrin repeat domain 11. Gene Ontology annotation, molecular function: protein binding. Gene Ontology annotation, biological process: anatomical structure morphogenesis. The record is from RefSeq and is a predicted model, not a curated record. NCBI's taxonomy places the organism in Eukaryota, Metazoa, Chordata, Actinopteri, Salmoniformes, Salmonidae.